ACUUAACGUUAACUUUACGGCGAGGGUAGUCGAGCGACCGGUUAUAUUAGGUUCAGUAAGAUUCGCUUACUUAACCGACCGUUGUCGUUUCAAAUAAUUAUUUAUUCUUUUAAUAAUAAGACGGCGUGUAUGAAAAAUGACGAAUAAUGACAAGUGUUACCCUCCACCGCAAGAAGUGCAGGACUUUCUAUUUAAACAAGCGAGCACGAGUCAGGUGUGCGAAGAAUUUUCGGAUAUACCGAGAAAUGCCAGCCUUGUUGCAGCAGAUGGGAAACGCGGUUUGUUAUAUAUGGGACAUGAGAAUAAAUUGAUUGUUUUAAAGCCCAAAGCUGACGCAAGCCCGGAAUGGAAAUUUGAAUUAAAUUUGGACGACAGGAUAUAUAAGAUUGAAUUAAAUUGCGACUGUUCGUUAUUAGCUUUAACAUUCAAUCGUUUUAUGGCUUUCAUUUAUGAUAUUAGUUGCGUUAAUAAGCACAAACUGAAUUUACUGCAUAAAAUCAGAUUGUCGCCGAACAAUACGGACCUCAUUGUAUACGAUAUGAAAUGGAAUCCGGCGAUUCCUGAAAUGUUGUGUUGCAUUACUAGCGACCAUACGAUCAGUUGUUUUCAAAUAAGUAAAAACAAAAGCGAAAAUGUUCAAAUUGUAAGACUGGAAGGAUCACCGGAACUCGAAGCCCUUUGUGUCUCUUGGAGCCCUAAAGGCAAACAAAUCGUGGUGGGAUGCAAAAAUGGAAAUAUCAUUCAACUGAAACCUCAAUUGAAGGUGGUGAGACAUUUGUCAGGGCCUACUCCAAGCCAAGGAAUGAUAAUAUCAAUCUUGUGGGUUAGCAAUUACCAAUUCUGCGCCUGCUACUAUAAUUCCUCCGAACAAUGCGCCAACGUAAUGAUUGUCGAUGCACCCAAAGGCGUAACGGUUCCAAGAUUUACAAAUUACGAAGAUAUAACGUUCGGAAGUGGUUCCAUCGAUGACAUUUGUUAUUGUUUCGAACAUAUUGCAGAGUGGGGUAUAAUUAUUGCGGGAAGUACUCACAGCAGCGAAGUGGCGGUCUUAGGUACUUGCGAUAACGGAGGAUCUUGGAGUCUCUGGCAGCUGAUGGACGACAGCACCGUACAGUUACCCUUUAAUAGGAAGACAGAAAUUGAAAAUUAUCCCGUUGGGAUGGCAGUGGACAAAGCCAUUACACAAAAAUUGCAAUGGGGUACUGAAAAUACAUUGCCAAAUUCAGUUCCUGUUUUAAGAAUCUUAGCUACGAAUGGUCAGCUGUGCAGCUAUCACAUGGUAAAUUUGAAAGAUAACGCUGCAGCUAUUUGCACAUCGCCUGUCGAAUUCAUCCCAGCACCCGAGCUCCCAAGACCCAAUCUCGGAUCGUCGGAAGUUUCGUUUAAUUUAUCCACUGGAGCCACUAGCACGCCACGGGUAAAGCCAACUGUUCCCGAAAUCCAAGACGAGAGGCCAAAAUUGGCGACAAAUGUUUUCGGAAAUGCUUCUCCGAAUCCCGUCUUCUCCUUUCUAACACCUGGCAAUAAGGCACUACUCCCCCAAGUAGCACCCCAACCUGAAAUUCAAGUUCUCGGCCCUCCAGAUUCGACAGAAUUGAAGAUUGAAGGUAAAAGCGUUAUCCAAGGGGAUGUGAAAACCCAUCAAUUCCAACAGGAUAAGGCGCCCAAGGCUGUUGCGUCACAAGCAGACGAUCUAAUAGCAAAGAACAAGCAAAUUUUACCGACAAUUAAUACGCAGCCGGAAACGAAAGCCAUUGGAUCGUCACUGAAAGCCGAUAACAAAAUUGAGUUUAAGUCCCAAGCGGCAGCCUCGGUCGGCCAAACGGACACAAAGUCGACUAAGGAACUGCCAAAGGAGCUCCAUCAACAGUCAGCCCAGCAACAACCUCAGCAACAUCCAGAUAAUACGAAGUCGAAGGAAACGCCAACGUACGACGAUGGGAUUUGCCUACGCGCUUAUUACGAGGAACAGGCUCGAUUUGAAAAAGAGCUCAAGGGCAGAUUCGACUUGCCAAAUUGGGACUGCGGAACGGAAGAGGAGCGCAAGCAGCUCGUCAAAAAAUCCAACGAAAUCGAUGACUUCCUUCGGGAGCUGAGAGAAACGACCAACAGCCUCGCCAGCGACAUAGCCUACCUGAAAGCGUUGCUCCUGCAGUCGUUCGCCUGGAUCGAGGAGACAAAGUCGAAAAACUCGGCAAGCAGCAAUGCCAGCGUCAGAAGUCGCACCGAGGGUAACAAGCUCGCUGACCUCCAGAGGCUCUAUUAUUACACGCAAUCGCAGCUUGUCCAAGCGACGAAGGUGCUGGACCUGGAAUGGGCCGAGCACAACGAUCGCGAAAUAUCGCGAAUGAAGAUUCCCAGCUUGGAGAUGAUUUAUCAGAGCCUUCUCAGAUACACUCAGAUCAUCGAUCAAGAGAAGAAGAACCUCGAGGAGUUGACGAAGAAGUGGCGCAGCAUCGGCCGGGCGAACGGGACCGUCCUCGAUCAGUCGAUGGCCAGUCUGAAUAUCUCCCAGUCGUCGAGUUUCCAAGCGGACGAUACGGCCAUCGACUUGCGCUGCAAACUCAUUGCCAGCAAUACUCGCAAUCUCAGCCAGGAGAAGCAGACGAAGCUGCGGGAUCUGCUUACGGAAUCGAUGCCGGUGAUCAUCCGCGCGGUCAGGCCCACGGCUGUACAAGAUCGUCUGGAGGCGACGCUCUCGUCGCUGGCCUCGCUCAAGAGCGCCGAGGCCAGCCAGAAGACAAGCAAGGAGACCAAGUCUCCGGCUACCAAGGCAACCACUGGAGCGGCCAAACUCUCCAGUCAACAGGGCUCGCUCUCCUCGCUUAACAGCCUCGUCUCCGGGAUUAGCAACGGUGUCUCGCCCUUGAGCAAAUCACCCGGCUCCGUCGCGCCGUUCUCGUCCUUCGGUGCGAAACCGAAGCAUAAGGAGGCCGUGGCUCAGAUCGUUCUUAAUCAGCCAAAGAGCCCGAAAGAGGGCUCCAUCAAGCCUUCGGUUUCUAACGUGUCUCCUACCACUGUCGCCCUUACGACGAACAAGUUCACGAGCUUCGUCGCGCCAAAGUCGACGUCCAGCUUCGGCGCGAUAACCUCUAUCGCAGCAUCGCCCAAUUUUACGACCGUACCCAAGCUAGACACGAGCAUACCUUUCAAGUUCUCGGUUAAGCCCCCCGAGCAGCAGCAGCAGCAGCAGCAACCGCAGCAGCAACAACAACAACGGCAGCAGCAGCAACAACAACAACAACAACAACAACAGCAAGUGUCCAAUUCCUCUACAAGACUACCAGAUUAUAAGAAUGUGACCUUUGAGCACUUCCCGAGCAAGCCAUCUGCAGCGUCCGCAACCAAGGCCGCGUCAAGCCCUGUGGAGAUAGUUACCGUUUCCUCGGCCCUUGCAACCACGCCACUACCCACGGCUGCGACCUCGUCGAUCUUCAGUACAUCAUCAUUGCUCGGUGGCCUGAACUCCGCCACCGCACCAUCGCUAACCUUCAAGCCUGCACCUGCGGCCACGACCGCUGCACCUGUCGUCAGCUCUACCAAGUCCAGCAGCACUACAUCCGCGACAGCUCCACUUGUGAUAUCCUUUAGCAGUGCUGCCUCCACGACACCUUCCUUCACAUCGAGUUAUUCUGGUAUACUGGGAUCGACGGCCUCCAUGAGCUUUGGCCCGUCAGCCGCGGGAACAUCCAUCACACCGGCGUUUAGCAAGAGCUCCGGGACCACGGCCAGCAAUAUCUUUGGCGGCAGCACGACACCCGCGUUAAUUUUCGGGAAGGCGGAGAGCGCGGCGUCGACGAGUUCGCCGAGCGCCGGCUCGUCCAUCUUCGGCAAUGCGGCUGCGGCAACGGCCACCUCUGGGCCGUCGGCCUUCGAUCGACAGGCGACGUUGAGCAACGCAACCGGGAACAGCUUCUUCGGUACCAAGACGAUAACGGCUACACCAGCAUCCACGAGCUUGAUAUUCGGCGGCAGCAGCGGCAGCGGAGGCGGAGCACUGCCGAUUUUCAGCACCACCGGUACUACUGCGCCCAAAAGCAGCAGCACCACUCAAAGCAGCGGCACGAUCGUGCUCGGUGGUAUUGGUAAUACGACCCAGAGUGCCGACACUUCGAUAUUUAGUGUCAGUGGCAGUACGGCCCAAAGCCCCGGCGCCUCGAUAUUCGGAGGUAGCAGUACCACGACGCCAAGCAGUGGCGCCCAAGUGUUUGGAACCGGUAUAAUAACGCCAAGCGGCGGUGCUCAAAUAUUUGGUACCGGUGUCACCACCCAGACCAGCGGUGCCCAAAUAUUCGGUACCGGUGUCACGUCCCAAAGUAGCGGCGCUCAAGUAUUUGCAGCCGGUGUCACCACCCGGACCAGCGGCGCCCAAAUAUUUGGUACCGGCGUCACGUCCCAAAGUAGCGGCGCCCAAAUAUUUGGUACCGGCGUCACGUCCCAAAGUAGCGGCGCCCAAAUAUUUGGUGCCGGUGUCACGACACCAAGCAGCGGUGCCCAAGUAUUUGGUGCCGGUAUGACGAGCCAGAGUAGCGGUACCUCGAUAUUCGGUGGUACGAGCGGUGCGGUUCAGAGUAGUGGUGCCUCGAUCUUCUUUACCGGCAGCACGGCUCAGAGCGCCGGUACUUCGAUAUUCGGCAGUGGUCACGGCACGACGCAAAGCAGCAGCACGUCGGCGUCGUCGGUUUUCGGUGGCAGUGGGAUCAGCGGGCACGACCGUGACAGCCACGACCGCGACGACGACGACGACGGCGGCAACGACGAUUACUACGAUAGCGACGAUGACAACGACGAUGGCGACGACGACGGGGACGACGACGGGGACGACGACGACGACGACGCCGCGACGUCGAGUGCAUCGAUAUUUGGUAACUCGGUCGCCCCUGCCACGAGCUCCAUAUUUAAUCCAGGCGCGGUCGGGAGCGGCUCUUCCGUCUUCGGCUCAAACAACGCUCCCACUAGCUCGAUCUUCGGCAUCGGCGGCGUGGCCGCGCAGCCCACAGCCGGAGGUUUAUUCGGCGCGGGAGUGGCGGCUACGGGCGCGAGCACCGGCGGCUCCAUCUUCGGUGCACCGGCAGCCAUGGGUGCCGGUACGUCGAUGUUCGGUGGGACGGCCGCUGCAACCGGUACCGUAAUGGGCUCGUCCUCGGUAUUUGGCCAGCCCUCGACAUUCGGCGCCAAGCCGGUGUUUGGGUCGACGGGAGUCGACUUUGGCGCAGCCGCGAAGACGGGCUUCGCCACUGGAUUCAACUCGCCGCCGACUUUCAACGCUACCCCGGGUGCAGUAUUCGGAAGCCCGUCACUUCUUGGAACAGGAUCACCAGUAGCUGGCAGCAGUCCUAAUAAAGUUUUUGGCAGUAGCACUUUCGAAGCGUUGGGGGCCCAAUCGGGAGGACUCUCGUUCGAUAGCUUAGCUCAAAAGACUCCAGGAUCAGAGAAACCUCAGGCUUUCCAAGGAUCAAGUUCCUUCUCCAGCUGGCGAUAAUGUUAUACGUAAUUUUUAUAAAUAUGCUCGAUUAAGAAGUAGGCUU
Ceratosolen solmsi marchali is the source of this 5528-nucleotide messenger RNA. RefSeq names its product nuclear pore complex protein Nup214 (gene Nup214). The transcript has 9 exons. The record is from RefSeq and is a predicted model, not a curated record. Gene Ontology annotation, biological process: RNA export from nucleus; protein import into nucleus. Gene Ontology annotation, molecular function: structural constituent of nuclear pore; protein binding. The coding region runs from base 137 to 5482 and encodes 1781 amino acids. Gene Ontology annotation, cellular component: nuclear pore. NCBI's taxonomy places the organism in Eukaryota, Metazoa, Arthropoda, Insecta, Hymenoptera, Agaonidae.